AUGCCACUACUGCUGGGAUUGCCCAGGUGCGGUAUAUGCAAGCAAUACUUUGAAUAUGAACACCAGCUAAUGUUCACAUUCCGAGAGCAAGAGAAAUGGGAAAACAACAACAGAACCCCGCCGUCUGGAAGCUGCAAUAUCGCAGAGCUUGAGGCAACAUAUUUCAAUGUCCCAUGGCUUUGGGCAACGUUUGUUCGAACUUUCCUCCCCGAAAACAACAACUACGAAGGCACAAAAUUCGACCGCACCGGCGUAGGACAGAUCGGGUUCUGGAAUAUGCCCGGCGCACUAACAGUUCCUCUGGAUGCGAGCAGAGUCGCCAUCGGCCCUCAUCACCGCAGAAGCAAAAACAACCGGAUUCAACGCGUAUACCCGGCGCCCAUGAUGCCUGAAGACCCCGAAGAUCCGCUAAAUCCAUCGUUUAACCCUAAAGCGUACCAUGUCCAUGAACGGUGCUGGAAUAUAACCUGUCGGGUACUGGGGGAGGCGAGGGUAGAUGGGAACUUGGGUGCUUUUGUUGCGGCGAUGCGUGGGGAGAAGAUGGCGACUAUCCGGUCCCUUCUCAUGACCGGGGAGUUUGAGUCAUUAUAUUGGAGAGACGAACUGGAGGAUAUGGAUGCGGAGACGUUCCUGCGUGAUCCUGAGCGAUAUAUGCGGUCUCAUUAUGAGUGGAUGGAUGGGUAUCCGUAGAUAAUAUUGGGGCGGGAUCCGUUGAAUGUUGCUGAGCUGCGGGAUGUGGUUGAUGAAGCUAUUCAGAGGUCGGCGGUGUCUCGCAAGAGAGAUACACUGUGUAAACUUCCACUGGACGUACAGUGUGUGAUUGUUGAGUGUUUAGAUGAACGGUCUGAUAUUGAGAAUGCUUUGCAUGCAUUUCGAUGGCAGCUGCCGGAUGCGUUUUGGAGGGCGCGCUUCCGCAGAGAUGUGGUGUUUGAAUAUGAAGAUUUGGUUCAAAGGGAGUUAGAUUGGC
Molecule: messenger RNA, 967 nt
Organism: Aspergillus wentii DTO 134E9
Lineage: Eukaryota; Fungi; Ascomycota; Eurotiomycetes; Eurotiales; Aspergillaceae
Exons: 2
Coding region: 1-690 (229 amino acids)
Source: RefSeq, a predicted model, not a curated record